GGAUAAAAGUAAAAGUUGGACUGGGAGGGCGAGGGUGUCUUUUCUCAUCCUUCAUCACAGAGGAGUAAUUGUGCUUCGGGACCUCCAAGCUCAAGCUACACCUAGCUAUAACCAUGGCCGAGCAAACUCCAGAAGAGCGCAUCGCGCGCUUCGAAGAACUCAGCGUCCUAGAAGCCGAAUUCGAAGAUGCCGAGAUCCAACUCAUCCGCAAAUCCGACGAGAUCCACGCGCCCCUCUACAAGAAGCGCGCCGACCUCAUCGCCAAAAUCCCGCACUUCUGGGCUCUUGUAUUCGAGCAGUCGCCGCCGGAGGUGGAGCAGUACAUCCUUCCCUCGGACUCCAAGGUCUUCGCCGAGAGCCUCGAGACGCUCGAAGUGUCGCGCUUCGAAAUCGACGACCCCAAGGGCUCGCCGCGCAGCUUCAGCAUCAAGUUCGGCUUCGGCGAGAACGAGUACUUUGAGGAUAGAGUGCUGGAGAAGAAAUUCUGGUUCCGCAAGAGCCUGGAUGGGUGGCAGGGGCUGGUGUCGGAGCCCGUCAAGAUCGCGUGGAAGGAGGGUAAUGAUUUGUCCGGCGGGUUGACGGAUGCAGCGUACAAGCUGUGGCAGGCAAAACAGGCCAAGGCGGGCGGGGACGCGAAGAAGGCGACGCAGUUGCCCGAGUACAAGGAGCUGGCGCAGAAGAUUGAGCAGAGUGAGGAGCCGCAGCCGAGUUUCUUUGCGUGGUUCGGGUUCGUGUCGAGUUAUAAGUGGGUGAGCGCCGAGGAGUCGGAGCAGGCGAAUCAGAAGGAGGCGGAAGCCCUGGAGAAGAAGAAGAAGGGGGAGAAGGUGGAAGAGGAGGAGGAGGAUGAGGAGGAUGAUGGAGUGGAUUCGCAGGAGACGGAGGUGUUUCCUGUGGGGGAUCAGUUGGCGACCAUCAUUGCGGAGGAUAUGUGGCCCAGUGCGGUCAAGUAUUAUAUCCGCGCCCACGAGGACGAAGGCGACGAUGACGAUCUCUCGGAGCUCGAGGUGGAGGAUCUGGAUGAUGAAAGUGAUGACGAGGAGGUUGAUAUUGCAGAGCUCGUAGGAAAGAGCAAGAAGAGAGCAGCGGAAGACUCUCCGGCCUCCAAGAAGAAGCAGAAGAAAGCUUAAUCUGGCCACGCGCUUGCUGGAGUACAAUUCUGGAUUCGACAAUGCCACAUUUUGAU
Messenger RNA from Westerdykella ornata, 1183 nucleotides. RefSeq lists its product as uncharacterized. Bases 114 to 1127 code for a protein of 337 amino acids. The record is from RefSeq and is a predicted model, not a curated record. The transcript has 4 exons. Gene Ontology annotation, biological process: nucleosome assembly. NCBI's taxonomy places the organism in Eukaryota, Fungi, Ascomycota, Dothideomycetes, Pleosporales, Sporormiaceae. Gene Ontology annotation, cellular component: chromatin; nucleus. Gene Ontology annotation, molecular function: histone binding; chromatin binding.